AUGUCAGAGUCAUCAGAAACACAACCUGGGGGGUUUAUCCGCCCGUGGCAGGGCACAGGCCUUGCCUCCCCAGCCCCAUCAACUGCUUCCAGCCAACAUGGUUUAACUUCACUGCCUCAUCCCCGAGGGAAAUCCCUCCAGCCUGGCUCGAACAAGGAGGACAUGGUACGGAGAUAUGUUGAAGACAAGCUUCUGCACACAUCUCGGCGAUACGUCAAGAAGUUCGGUGACCCAGAUGUCGGCGACAGCGUUGUCGGCUAUAAGAGCUUCAGCGAGGUCUGCCGCGAUCUGGACAGCAUUGUGAAUGUACUUUGGCUUUCCGGCACGCCGGGCUUGCAAAUUCCAUUCUUGCUCAAAUUGGCAAGUGAUUUCACGCAAUAUGUCCGGUCCUUCCCUGCGUCGCCAAGAGCUUCCUUUGAAAUCCUGGGGAAGUUGGAUCAUUGUUUUUCCAGUCUCUUGACGGGGCAGGAUAUUAUCUCCAAGGAACCCUUGCCCGGAUUCGAAAAUGGCUUACGAGCUGGGAUGAGUACUACCGACAUGGUUCGUUGUCGAAGCCUUGUUGAGCAGACUCGGGUUCUUAUGGUCGAAGUCAUGAGUAACGGUGAAGAUAUUGAGGAAGAGGAGGACGACGAAGAGGGAGAACAUGACACGACCGAUGACGACCUUGACCAGUCAAGAGCAUCCGACAGUGGCAUCCACACCGCCUCGUGGAACAUCGAUGAUGACAGGCUUCACUUGGACGCAGCCAGAAUCUAUGAGCACACCAUUGUGCAGCUGGGCGAGCGGUUGGGCGACCCGCUGGCAGCCAGGAACAUGUCCGAGAAUUAA
Molecule: messenger RNA, 828 nt
Organism: Clonostachys byssicola
Lineage: Eukaryota; Fungi; Ascomycota; Sordariomycetes; Hypocreales; Bionectriaceae
Source: the annotation of a GenBank genome assembly